Messenger RNA from Podarcis muralis (Common wall lizard), 1643 nucleotides. It is a transcript of the gene ALYREF, whose product is annotated as Aly/REF export factor. Gene Ontology annotation, cellular component: nucleus. Gene Ontology annotation, molecular function: mRNA binding. The record is from RefSeq and is a predicted model, not a curated record. Gene Ontology annotation, biological process: mRNA export from nucleus. NCBI's taxonomy places the organism in Eukaryota, Metazoa, Chordata, Lepidosauria, Squamata, Lacertidae.
CCUCCUCCUCUCGCUCGGCUUUCGCGUCCUCCCCGCCUUAUCCGCAUCCGGUCCCCGGUGUAGCGCGGCCGGAAGUGUAGGCCCCGGGAGCCGGAGGGAGCCGCCAUCAUGGGCGACAAAAUGGAUAUGUCUCUGGACGACAUUAUCAAGCUGAACCGGAGCCAGCGGGGCGGCGGCGGCCGAGCCGGCGGCGGCCGAGGCCGCGGAAGGGGAGCUGCGGGUCGAGGCGGCGGAGCCGGGCGAGGCGGAGCUGGGCGGGCAGGCGGGGGCGGCCCCGUCCGGAACAGAGGCGCGCUGUCCCGGGGAGGCGGCAGGAACAGGCCUGCGCCCUACAGCCGGCCAAAGCAACUCCCAGAAAAGUGGCAACACGAUCUCUUCGAGAGUGGCUUCGGUGCUGGGGCUGGUGUCGAGACAGGCGGGAAGCUGCUCGUCUCUAAUUUGGAUUUUGGAGUAUCGGAUGCAGAUAUACAGGAGCUUUUUGCGGAAUUUGGGACAUUGAAGAAGGCAGCAGUGCACUAUGACCGUUCUGGCCGUAGUCUAGGUACAGCAGAUGUCCAUUUUGAGAGAAAGGCAGAUGCACUGAAGGCUAUGAAACAGUACAACGGAGUUCCCCUGGAUGGACGUCCCAUGAACAUCCAGCUGGUUACAUCACAGAUAGAUACACAGAGGAGACCAAUACAGAGUGUAAAUAGAGGAGGCAUGACCAGAAACCGUGGUGGUUCGGGUGGCUUUGGUGGUGGCAGCAGACGAGGCAGCCGUGGCAAUAGGGGCAGAGGUAGAGGUGCUGGCAGGAGUUCCAAACAGCAGCUCUCUGCAGAAGAAUUGGAUGCACAGUUGGAUGCUUACAAUGCCAGGAUGGACACCAGUUAAAGCUGUUGGCGCAUCUUGUGCAUGGGAAGGACUGCAGACAUCUCAUUCCAUGUUCCCCAGUGGGAGAAGAAGGGUGGAUGGCGGCAGCGGCUACUAAUAUCAAGAAUGGAAUUUGUUUUACUUUUAUGUUCUGGAAUAGGUUUCAAACUCAUGUAAAGUUUUCUUUCUCUCUUUUUUUUAAAUUCUGAGACAGAUCUGUUUUGUACCGAGUUAUUUUUGGGAAAAAUUUUACUGGUUGCCUGUUGGGCCAAGAUGGCUUUUUCACCUUGGCAGUAAUAAAAUAGAAAUGUGUCUAGAGCUGUAAAUGUCUGCUUCCUGUUGCAGCUGGAACCUAGUCUUGGGGCUGCAGAAGCCAAGACAGGUAGAGGAGCAGGUGUCUGGCUGCAGGCCCCUAGCAAAAGAGUUGGUGCUGAUUGCCCUUCCUAAGGGGAGGGAUUCUGUUCUCUCAGGUCUCUCUCCUCCACUCUGCCCCCGUAUGGGCUUGUAAACUGUAUAUUCCUCAUCUCCUGUGUGCUGACUCUUCUUCGUCUGUGCUAAAGCCAACCGGUGUGACUGCUUUUGCAAGGAGAGGAUGGUGGUCUCCAGUGAGAAAGCUCCAACCUUAGUGGUCAUGAGAGGGAGUAAAUUUCUUGUUAAAAGUCGUUUUUGUAUUUAACACUUGAUUCCAAAGUUCAGUGCUGGUCCCACCUCAGUAUUUUUACUGUAAAAUAAGUUGCUGUGAAAACUCAGUGACUCCAACAUGCCAAGUAAAGAUUUAGUCUUUCAACUUGCAA